UGAUUUAAAGUACAUAAGAGGAUUGCAUAAGUUAUAUACAAACACUAUGCCAUUUUACGUAAGGGACUCAAGCACCUGCAGAUUUUGGUAUUCAUGGGGUUCCUGGAAUCAGUCCCUUGAGGAUAUCAAGGGACCACUGCCUUGUCAACAUCACUGGUUAGGCCAGUUUAACUUAUUGUAUGUAGCCAGUAGUAUGGCCUCCUAUCCAGAACAAAUGGCUCAGAAAGAAUGUUUUCUGAUUUUGUUUUUGUUUUAUUUCCCCCCCCCAGUGAUUCUCAUGUCCAGCAGGUUUGGGAACCACGGAGUUAAAUGACUUCUUAUAAUAACUUUGCAUUAGAUUUUACCUCGAUACGUUUUCAUUGAUCAUUUUUAUGUGACAUUAGUUUCCUGAGCUUUUAAAAGGUAGUGUGGUUCAGGGUAGAUUUUCUAACUUUACUGAGCUCUCUCUUUUGUUUUCGUGCAGUGUUCAGAAAUAUGGCAGCUAGCUGUCUGAGGUUUCCUGGCUCUGUUCCACCUCCCCGUGUUUACCUCGACCUUCUCUUUCCUUUGUAGCUGUUGUUCUUGUCCUACUCAGUUUUGAUUCCACUCCCAGCAGUUUCUAUUCAGUGUCCUUCCAAUCCUGGAAAAGAGCUCUGGUUCUUACCAGAGUUCACAUCCGGCUCCCACUUUGUAAGAAUCAACUGUGUGUAUCUCUUCCCAACUUUGUACUCAUGUUAGUAGCUUGCAGUUGGCCAUGGCAGGAGUAUUUAUACCAUGGAAAUCAGCAAGCACCACAAAUUGGACUGUUAAACAACUACCAGCACACCACUGGCUAUGCUGCUGUGGCUCUUGAGAUCUUACUUGUGUGUUUGCCAGAGGUAGGAGCCAGUUUUCUGGGAGACCUCAGCACAGUUAGAUCUUGCAGAGUAUGUCUAAGUGGAUCAUGCCACAUCCUUGCUUUCACACUUCUUCCAGCUGGCAUCGAUCAACAUUUCACUCUUGAUGAUUUACAGUUUAUGAUCUUUCACACACCCUUCUGCAAGAUGGUCCAGAAAUCCCUGGCUCACCUGAUGUUCAAUGACUUUCUGUUAGCCAGUGGCAACACACAGACUGGCCUCUAUAAGAGGCUGGAAGCCUUCAGGGGGCUAAAGCUGGAAGACACCUACACCAAUAAGGACGUAGAAAAAGCAUUUCAAAAGGCCUCUCUAGACAUGUUCAACAAGAAGAGCAAGGCCUCCCUCCACCUCUCCACACACAGCGGGAAUAUGUACACUUCAUCCCUGGAUGAUGGAUGCCUGGCCUCACUUCUGUUCCAUCCCUCUGCCCAGGACUUGGCUGGCUCCAGGAUUGGUGCCUUCUCUUAUGGCUCUGGCUUAGCGGAAAGUUUCUUUUCAUUUCGGGUAUCCCAGGAUGCCUCUCCAGGCGCCCCCCCGGAGAAGCUGGUAUCCAGUACAUCAGACCUGCCCAAAUGUCUCACCUCCUGGAAGCAUAUGUCUCCUGAGAAGUUUACAGAAAUAAUGGACCAAAGAGAGCAAUUCUACCACAAGGCUAAGAAAAAAGUGAAUUUCUCACCACCUGGUGACAAAAACAGCCUUUUCCCAGGUUCUUAAUACCUGGAGCGAGUCGAUGAGCUGUAUCACCGAAAGUAUGCCCGGCGUCUGGUCUAA
Molecule: messenger RNA, 1646 nt
Organism: Kogia breviceps (pygmy sperm whale)
Lineage: Eukaryota; Metazoa; Chordata; Mammalia; Artiodactyla; Physeteridae
Gene: HMGCS2
Product: 3-hydroxy-3-methylglutaryl-CoA synthase 2
Biological process (GO): acetyl-CoA metabolic process
Cellular component (GO): mitochondrion
Molecular function (GO): hydroxymethylglutaryl-CoA synthase activity
Source: RefSeq, a predicted model, not a curated record